Molecule: messenger RNA, 531 nt
Organism: Stegodyphus dumicola
Lineage: Eukaryota; Metazoa; Arthropoda; Arachnida; Araneae; Eresidae
Source: RefSeq, a predicted model, not a curated record
AUGGCUCCACCACAACCCAUCGCAGACGAUCUUAAUAUUUCACGUGUUUCCGUCAAACCUCCCCCAUUUUGGAAGGUCAACCCUACUUUGUGGUUUGCACAACUAGAGGCCCAGUUUGAUAUCGCCGGAAUCACUGUUGACUCCACGAAAUUCAAUCAUGUGAUAUCUGCAAUCGAAUCUGAUAUUCUCAAUAGCGUUUGUGAUAUCGUUUUACACCCACCUGUGACUGGCAAAUAUGAUACACUAAAAACACGCUUAAUUGAAUUGCAUUCUGAAAGUGAGGAGUCAAAGAUACGUACACUUCUUCAAGGGCUAGAACUUGGCGAUCAACGCCCAUCACAAUUACUUUGCCGUAUGCGAAACCUCGCUGGAGAGACCGUUGGAGAACCUUUGUUGAAAUCCCUAUGGAUAUCUCGUCUCCCGCAAAAUACACAAAGUAUUCUUGCUGCCUUAAGUGAUGAUCUUCCAAAACUAGCAGUUGUAGCUGAUAAAAUAAAUUACAGAUCUCACAACUCUCCCGCACAUAAAUAG